Molecule: messenger RNA, 2391 nt
Organism: Puccinia triticina
Lineage: Eukaryota; Fungi; Basidiomycota; Pucciniomycetes; Pucciniales; Pucciniaceae
Exons: 9
Coding region: 1-2391 (796 amino acids)
Biological process (GO): protein O-linked glycosylation via mannose
Cellular component (GO): endoplasmic reticulum; membrane
Molecular function (GO): dolichyl-phosphate-mannose-protein mannosyltransferase activity
Source: RefSeq, a predicted model, not a curated record
AUGGACGAACCACUCCGGGGGCACUCGCUGCUCGGCUCACUCGGCGGCGGACUCGAGCUGAUUGCACGACACCACCCACUCGAACCCCUCCUCAUCAUCGCACUCACCCUCUUGGCGGGAGUCGUCAGGUGCUGGAAGAUCUCACGACCAGCAAGCAUAGUAUUCGAUGAAGUCCAUUUCGGCGGAUUCGCUUCAAAAUACAUCCGCUCGGAGUUCUUCAUGGACGUCCAUCCGCCCCUGAUCAAGCUAUUAUUCGCACUCGUUGGCUGGCUGAGUGGGUAUGACGGGACGUACGAGUUCAAAGAGAUCGGAAGUGAUUAUUCAGAUCGGGUGCCGUACCUCCAGAUGCGCCUCGUGCCCGCACUGCUCGGCGUCGCCGUCGUUCCGAUCGCCUAUCUCACUCUGAGGAUGCUCCACCAACGCCCAUUAUCAGCUUCCCUAGGCGCCCUCCUCCUCACCUUCGAGAACGCACUGAUCGUCCAGUCCAGGUUCAUCCUGCUCGACUCACCUCUGCUCUUCUUCACCGCCCUCGCCAUCUUCUUCCACACGGGCUUCUGCAACGAGGACUCCAAACGGACCUUUACGCGGACAUGGUGGGUCUGGCUCUCCCUCACCGGCCUCAGUCUCGGCCUGGUGCUCUCCUCGAAAUGGAUCGGCCUCUUCACCAUCACCGCCGUCGGACUCCUGACCAUCAAGCAGCUCUGGGAGCUGCUCGGCGACCUGCGCAUCCCCCUCCCCAUCCUCAUCCGCUCCUUCCUCGCCCGCUUCCUCUGUCUCGCCAUCCUCCCCCUGCUCGUCUACAUCUCCAUCUUCGCCAUCCAUCUCGCCGUCCUCUCCGGCUCGGGCGACGGCGACGCCUUCAUGAGCUCCGAAUUCCAGCAAACCCUCCGCGGUCACACCCUGCCCGACACCUUCGCCGACGUCCUCAUCGGCUCCAACAUCACCAUCAAACAUACCAACACCCUCGGCGGAUACCUCCACUCCCAUGCCCAGUUCUAUCCCACCGGGUCCCACCAACAACAGAUCACACUCUAUCCACAUCACGACGAAAAUAACCUGUGGACCGUCCUCGGCAGACUCGCCGACGACCUCGACAUCAUCCACCGGAAACCUCCCGACUUUUAUUACAAGAAUCGCGUGCCCGUCAAUGGCUCCACCUUCAUUCGUCUCAAUCAUCCCUUGACCGACAAACGCUUGCACACCCAUGAUAUCAGACCUUCGGUAUCCGAGGUGGAUUAUCAGAACGAAGUCUCGGGGUACGGUUUCCCCAACUAUCCAGGUGAUGCAAAUGACGAAUGGAUAAUCGAGAUCGUCAGUAAGGAGUCGGACGUCAAAGCGGACCCAAUCUCUGCCCGCCAAGUCCGGGCACUCCGGACCAAGUUCCGUCUGCGCCACUCGCUCCAGAACUGCUACCUGUUCUCUCACAAGGUCCGGCUGCCCGAUUGGGGUUUCGGGCAGCAGGAGGUGACCUGUAACCGGAACCCGACCCUCGCCAGUUCGCUGUGGUACAUCGAGUCGAACUACCAUCCCCUAUUGGAUCAGGAUAAAGACGCGGUCAAGGUUAAUUACCAUCGGCCAAGCUUCUGGGCUAAGUUCUGGGAACUCCAGACGGUCAUGUGGCAGACCAAUAAAGCCUUGGUCCAGCACCACUCUUACAGCUCGAGGCCGAGCUCGUGGCCGGUCUUGAAGCGUGGGAUGAACUUUUGGGCUAAGGAUCAUCGACAGAUCUAUCUCAUCGGAAACCCUUUCAUCUGGUGGCUCUCCACCGCCGCUAUCCUCUUCUAUCUGCUCUCGAAAACUUUGUUGAUCUUGAGGAUCAAGAGAGGUUAUCAUGGCGAAGCUCGAAAUCUGAAUGUGAUCAAAUAUGAUGGGAUAUCGGCAUAUCUAGUUGUAGGUUGGGCGACCCAUUACCUGCCGUUUUACCUGAUGAGUCGACAAGUAUUUCUGCACCACUACUUCCCAUCGUUAUACUACGCGAUCUUCCAAGUCUGUACGGUGUUCGACUUUGCGACGAGUCGGCUGAGCUCAAAGGCGCGGCUCAAAACCUUCGUCUCCAUCCUCAUCAUCACCAUCUGGACCUGGUCGAUCUUCAAGCCGCUCUCGUAUGCUUCUUCGUGGACGAGAUCCCAGUGCGAGCGGGCUCGAUGGAGACGGACUUGGGACUUCAGUUGCCACGAUUUCCCCGAACAUCUGCUGGAGCCAAUCAUGAACGUCUUCCAACUGCCCGCGGAUGACGAGCUGCUCGAGCCCUCGCCCAAGGGUGCCCAUCCUUACGAGCCUGUUGCUAGCAUCGACCUUGCCUCCAAAGCAUCACACCCCGUCGCACGUCCUGUUGCAGCCUCUGUCUCUAAAGAUCGAGAGCGGCGCGCUUGGCUUGAAGAACUCGAUUAG